ACCCCAACCCAUAGUCGCAUCGCAACGAAGCCAAACCACCCGAGUCGACCGCUUCGAGAAGCCUCGCCACCAAGGCACCCAGACCACCCUCCUCCCGGGAAUCGGAACCGCGUCCCAGCCAGCCUCGCCAGCCCAACCCAUUCGCCGCUCCCCUGAUCCAUCCGGCGACGCGGCGGAGCAAGGAAGGAACCAAGGCUCGAGCAGCGGGCGGCCGGAGAGAUGGCGGAGAACCCGCAGCUGUUCGGGAACGGGAUGCCCGUGCCCUUCCACGGCGAGAUGUUCGUCCUCGCCCGCGACGGCGUCGAGUUCCACGUCGACAAGAUCCCCUCGGCGCCCGGCGGUCACGCAAAAACAAAGGGCACCAUAUACCUUUCUAACAUAAGGAUGGUGUUUGUCGCCGCCAAGCCUGUUGGCAACUUCUUUGCCUUUGAUAUGCCCCUGCUGUACGUGCACGGUGAGAAGUUCAACCAACCGAUAUUUCACUGCAACAAUAUUUCUGGGUUCGUUGAGCCGGUUGUUCCAGAGAGCCAGAACAGGGCUCUGUACUCGACCCACACCUUCAAGAUCUUGUUCAAGGAAGGUGGAUGCGGUACCUUUGUGCCACUCUUCCUGAACCUGAUCACAUCAGUGCGGCGCUACAAUCAGUUUGAAGCCCAGCCCGCUACUGUGCCCCGUGUGGACCCCAUGCAGGCAGCGCAGACUCCUGUCGAUGACAUGAUGCGCCAUGCGUAUGUCGAUCCACAUGAUCCUACCAAGAUCUUCCUCCAGCAGCCCGCAGCGGAAUCCCAGCUGAGGAGGAGAAACUACCACGGCCCCGCUGACAACGCGUACUGAUGCUUUGGCCUGAUUGCAAAGUGCAUGUGUUUUCGACGAGCUAUGUAUGUGGUGCACAUGAGCAAUAUAUCUGUUUGGUGCCAUUCCAGUGACUCUCACUGAAGAAAAUGUGAUGGAAGUAUAGUAGUAUGAUGAUGAUGUUAGACAAUUGUGGGUUCAAUCUAGAUCUAAGUAUAAUAAUGUACAUACAAGGUGCUCUGCUGGAUUAUAUGUUGCUGAUCUCGCCGUAUAAGUUUCCUUUGGAGUUAUAAAACUGGUCUGAAUUUACGUUCA
Messenger RNA from Triticum urartu, 1107 nucleotides. RefSeq names its product classical AGP protein. The record is from RefSeq and is a predicted model, not a curated record. Gene Ontology annotation, biological process: positive regulation of DNA-templated transcription. Gene Ontology annotation, molecular function: transcription coactivator activity; chromatin DNA binding. Gene Ontology annotation, cellular component: nucleus. Lineage: Eukaryota; Viridiplantae; Streptophyta; Magnoliopsida; Poales; Poaceae.